AUGGAGGAUGAGGGUAUCGAGCCAAAGUUUGAUGAUAUCCUGAAACUAGUAAAAGAUAGUGUCAAUCAAUCUAUGAGCAAGUUCGCCAGUCUGUUAGAUCUCACCCAUAGAAUAGAGCAGUCUGAGGGUAAAACGCACUCAUUGAUGACGAAUAAGCCUCAGAGAGGUGGAUAUCGAGAAGGCUCCAUGAUGUAUAGUAAUGCAUAUAGACCUAGUGAGUGUAACAGGUUUCGUAGUACAUCCUCAACAGAUAAGUUACAAGAUGCAAGACAAAUACGGUUGUGUUUUACACGUGUGCAAGAGGUGCAUACAGAAGUGAACUGUGAACCGGUGAGCAAGUUCAGUGAUAAGCUAAAUGUAAACUACAGGUCUGACUCCGAAUUGUGUGACGAUAACGGUGCGGUGAAGAAGUCUGUAGUUGCAACUGGUAAGCCGUUGUUGAAUAGAGUGUCACAGAGGAGAGUUACAGUCUCAGAGGACAGUUCUGACUCCACAAGUUUACAAAGUAUUACUAGUCAGAGUGAAGAUAUAGAACCUUUAAGGAUUUGUGAGGAGGAACCAAAAUUGUCUACUUCUGUUAUUAAAGAGUUUGAAAAUGAUGAACUUAACGGUAAAUUGAAUAUUUGUGAUAAUGAUCAUGAUAGUGCAGAUUUGUCUUUGGUUGAUCAUGAUGAAAUGGGGGGAAUGCCUAUUACCGCUAAGUUAAAUAAAGGUUCUGUACAACUUGAACGUGAAGUAGAAUUAAAUGCAGUUGCAGAAGGCAUGCAUACUUGUCACACAGUCAGUGUAAUUGAUCAGAGUGAAGCCCACCUGUCAUCAGAUGCUAGUCCUAAAGCGGAGCUGAUAGUAAAAGACAGCAGUGGUGGUGGUCUUGCAGGUAGACAAAUUUCUGAAAGUCGAGCAACAACAGCUUUUGAUCCACUGCUAACUUCAUCAACUGAUAUCAAUCAGUCGUCGUUGGUGCUGUAUUCCACAAUGAAACAGACACCCAUGAACUCAAGUAUCUUGUGCAAUGACUAUGGUAGUAUCAGUUCGUUUGAAAGGACGAAUAUCAAUGGUCAGUUUAGUGAGGAUAAGCCAAGUGUAAACGAGAGAGUAAUUGUUAAAUUGACUUGCACGAAUAAAGGCAUUUCUAGUUUCAAGUUACUAAUUGAAUGCUAUUAUCUUUCGUGUAAAUUACUCUGUUUCUACACUUGGUUGAUGAGAUAUGUCGUGUGUUUGUUCGUCAUCUAUAUUCUACGAUACAAUGACAUGGGCGUGUUGCCGUUCAGAUUUGAGGAUAUAGACGAUAGAAGGAAGUUAGCAAAUGAACUCUGCGACGAUUUUCCAACCUAG
Messenger RNA from Trichobilharzia regenti, 1335 nucleotides. NCBI's taxonomy places the organism in Eukaryota, Metazoa, Platyhelminthes, Trematoda, Strigeidida, Schistosomatidae. The record is from the annotation of a GenBank genome assembly.